Kwoniella botswanensis is the source of this 462-nucleotide messenger RNA. RefSeq lists its product as uncharacterized. The coding region runs from base 1 to 462 and encodes 153 amino acids. Gene Ontology annotation, cellular component: cytoplasm; Golgi apparatus. Gene Ontology annotation, biological process: vacuolar protein processing; regulation of vacuole fusion, non-autophagic. The record is from RefSeq and is a predicted model, not a curated record. NCBI's taxonomy places the organism in Eukaryota, Fungi, Basidiomycota, Tremellomycetes, Tremellales, Cryptococcaceae. The transcript has 5 exons. Gene Ontology annotation, molecular function: protein serine/threonine kinase activity.
AUGCACAACUACCACCUGCCCGCUGUCGCAGCAUCAUAUCCUCCCACCCGCGAAGAUGAUCCCUUAGUGGGCGAACCGGUCUUUGAUCAUGACGAUGAAUUAGCCAAUGCUGAGGAAGGAGAACUGAUACCAUAUGCGCAUCGGGAUAUCAAGCCAGCUCCCGUCCUGAUGGAUUUUGGUUCUACGAUCAAAGCUCGUAUCAACGUGGAAACAAGGCAGCAGGCUCUGCUGGAACAGUCGCUCGGCUGUACUCUCUUCGCUGUUGCGUAUGGCCAUUCACCUUUCGAGGUAGACGGCACAUCCAUCGCAAUGGCUGUUGGCAGUGGACGUUACAAGCACCCAGGAGGAUAUUCUCAGUCACUAGUGUCUCUCAUCGACGCUAUGCUUAUCGUGGAUCCAGAACAAAGACCAGAUAUCCAGAAGGUGAUCGACCUGACGGAACAGGCCAUGAGAUCAGUCUAA